Protopolystoma xenopodis is the source of this 372-nucleotide messenger RNA. NCBI's taxonomy places the organism in Eukaryota, Metazoa, Platyhelminthes, Monogenea, Polystomatidea, Polystomatidae. The record is from the annotation of a GenBank genome assembly.
AUGCAAGGCGGAGUCUGGCUGGGCCAAACGCCUGCCGUCGCUUCGCCCAUUCACCUGCCAGGAUCGAGGUACAGCAACUUGACCGGCGGCCAACCAACGCAGCAGCAGCCGAAUCACCAUGGUGUCUACUUUCAGCAGACACGAGGAGUCGUGACCAGCGACCGGGUCGCGACCAUCCGACAGGUCAGACAGGCCUCUCCAGUGCUGUCGGCGCCGGCGUGGGAAAAAAAGCAGGCGGUGAUGGUGUGGUUUCACGGCGGCCUCUUCAGCACCGGCUCCAGUACACUGGAGCUCUACAACGGCGCUAUUCUGGCCGGCAAGGUGAGUCAGCAAAGAGGAUUUGAGCCUUCUCCGCCAGAAAAAGAGUCAUAG